AUGCCUGUCGGAGACUUUGCGAUCGAUGUCAGGAGCAGCAGGUCUCGUCCCCCAAGCAGAUCCUUCAGCGUUCUCGACGGCAACUCUGGCGCAGGUCAGUCAGGGAAGGGGAGGGGCAACGGCAAGAAACUGGCGCAUGUGGAGGACGGAACGCCGCUGGGGUACGGGAGCAGCUACGAGGCAUAUGUGUCCUACAAGAAGGAUCGAUGGUGUACCCACACCUGCCUGUGCCUUCAUCAUGCCGCCGCUUCCAACCAAGUCGACUUGGUUGAAGCUGCUGCUCGCGGUCUGCUGCCAUACUCGAGGCUGCAUGGACUGACAGAGGCCGAUGAUGCCGGGAGGACCCCAGCGAUGGUUGCGGCCUGGAGGGGAUCGGUGGAAGCUCUACGGUUUCUGGUGGAGGAUGGAACCGAUCUGUGCGCAAGGGAUAAGAGGGGGAGGACAGUGUUUCACUGGGCAGCCUUGUCGCCGCGAGCUUACCAAGUCUUGUCGCUCUUGUGCGGUCGCAACGCUGAUCCCAAAGUGAAAGAUGCCCUUGGGGACACGUGCCUGCAUGCUGUCAUCAAGUUCGGAGAUGUCAAGUCCGCUGAGUUGCUCUGUCGACAUUACCCGCAGCUCUGCGUGAUCAAGAACCAACUCGGUCAACUCCCUCAGGACAUGUGCCAGCACAAACCGGACAUGAGGGUGGUUGUUUCGGUGGAUCAAGGCAAACGAUAUGUGCAGAUCGAACAAGAGAGAUUAUGUCAGCUGGCAGAACAGCUUGACAAGCAUCUGAAAGAAAAGAGAGAUUUGCGAGACGACUGGGCAGCUUUCGCGGAUCUCCACGAGGCAAGCAGCAGCACGUCUUUGCUCACUAGCUUAGAAGAAGUUCGAUCAUCGUCAUUCAAGAACACAGAGGAGAACGGAGAGCAGUCGCCCGGGAGUGACAGCAUGCCAUACAAGACUUUGUUUCAGACAGAGGCCUGA
Molecule: messenger RNA, 966 nt
Organism: Guillardia theta CCMP2712
Lineage: Eukaryota; Cryptophyceae; Pyrenomonadales; Geminigeraceae
Exons: 5
Coding region: 1-966 (321 amino acids)
Cellular component (GO): nucleus; cytoplasm
Molecular function (GO): protein binding
Source: RefSeq, a predicted model, not a curated record